This is a messenger RNA of Plodia interpunctella (Indianmeal moth), 1879 nucleotides long. RefSeq lists its product as uncharacterized. Bases 512 to 1717 code for a protein of 401 amino acids. Gene Ontology annotation, cellular component: nucleus; mitochondrial inner membrane. The record is from RefSeq and is a predicted model, not a curated record. Gene Ontology annotation, biological process: apoptotic DNA fragmentation. The transcript has a single exon. NCBI's taxonomy places the organism in Eukaryota, Metazoa, Arthropoda, Insecta, Lepidoptera, Pyralidae. Gene Ontology annotation, molecular function: nucleic acid binding; single-stranded DNA endonuclease activity; metal ion binding.
CCUAAAGCGGUUAGAAUGGUUGUGAUUACAAUAAAGAUUAGUUAUUUUAUUUUGUUUUAAUUGCGGUGAUUUUGCAAUUAAUUUUAAUAGCUUAAUGUGGUAUUGACUAAUACUAAGCGAGUGACGAUGUGCAAAGUUUUAAAGAAUCGAGUUAUCACCCGCAACCUACUGGAAUCUUCCAGUGUAACGUUCAACUGAGGACUAGUGUUUUUAUAAAGGCAAGUAUUUAUUUAAAUCUUGUACAAACAUUGACUCAGAGGUCGAAUAAGCAGAAACUUUAAUAUAUUCAAUAUUUGAAUUGUAAAGUAACUGUAUUUAUCGAAUGUCUACAACUGAAUUAUUUUUAACAAAUUUGUAAUAAAAUAAAUUUGUAUAUUUCUGUAGCGCUGUGUUGAGAUAAAAAAAAAUUGGCAAUGUCAAGCAUUAGUGCACAUUGUCAAAAUAAAACAACAAAAAUAAAUUACAAAAUUUAAAGUAUUCCGAACUAAAGACCCAUUGUUACAACGACACAAUGUUCCAACGAUUGUUUGUUAUGUUCCUUUAUAUGUUCAAUGUCCAAGAAUUGCCGCGAUGUCGACUCAACACCAGAAUUCACUUUGGAGAACCGUUGCCAGUGAUCAUUAAGGAUGGCAAACUUCUGGAGCCGACAGACAAGAAUGGCAAUGUCGAUGUACUAAAAGGCGAAACUUUAACACUAAGUUGCGAAGGAUCAGGUCACCUGAUCCAUCCAAAUAUGAACCACGAAGAAAUUACAGCCACUGUAACUUGUGAUGAAAGAGACCGUUUCACAAAUGAAGCAUGGCUCGCCGCUCCCGCCAGUUUCAGAAUGUUCAAGUGCUCAUAUCCACCAGUUCAUAAAAGUGUACAAACAAACCGUACUUGCUUUGAAAACAAUCAAAUCUAUGAAGUGGGGUAUCAUGUACAAAAUGAAUGGUAUCCAGUAUACGAGUCUUGCUUUGAUGCGAAUCGCCUGAAUGCAGUUUACUCGAAGUAUACUCAGAAACCGUACAAUGCGAACUUCCAAACCAGAGUAGACCGACCAUUUUUUAUAGCUGAUGAUGUCUAUGGUUUUGUGCCUGUUGGGUCCUUAUUUUCUCCAAAUGGACAAAAAAAUGCUGUUUCUAGAUUAGUCGGUCCUUUGGUAAAUAAUUACUUUACAAAUCAACAGUUACUCUCAAGAGGGCAUCUUGCAGCUAAAACAGACUUUGUCAUGGCUUUCAGCGAACGCGCUACGUUCCACUAUGUGAACUGCGCUCCCCAAUGGACUGGAUUUAAUGGUGGAAACUGGAACACGCUCGAGGUGGAUCUCAGGAAUCAUAUAAAUUUUGCUAAUUAUGAUACAAUAAUAUAUACGGGAACUUACGGUGUAUCGCAUUUACUGAACAAAUAUAAACAAAGAGUAGAGUUAUAUCUUUACAAUGAUAUUAACAAUAAUGCAGUAAUACCAGUUCCCGAGUAUUUCUAUAAGGUCGUAUAUGAGCCGAGUACUAGACGAGGGGUGGCUUUCGUGGGUAUCAAUAAUCCUUAUUACACCCUGAACGAAGCCAGAGAGAUGUGUUUCUGCGAGGACAUUUGCCGUGGAAGCCGUAACUUCAGCUGGUUGACCUGGCACCCCGACGACCCAAGCGAGGGAUAUAGUUUCUGCUGCACUAUACCUGAUUUCCGGGUAACAGUUCGCCAUCUUCCUUAUUUUGAAGUCUCUGGGUUGUUAGUUUAAUGUUUUUAAUGAUUUUAUAAAGUGCCAGUAGUUCUUCAUGGCGGGUGAACGUACUCUCAAAUAGGUAUGUAAAGUUUAUCAGCCUGACCAGUGAACUGCGGAUGUGACCCUAAGAGUGAUUGUAAUAUUGUUUAAUUUUAAUACAAGAUUUAUUUAUUGUUA